CCCAGUUGUUCCAGUUUGACCACGAAGGAGCUGCAGCAGAACUUGAGGGAAGUGAAGAAGAGAGAGCGACCCAUCAGGCUGCUGUUUGAAAUCCCAUCGACUCGUAUUAUUCAUCAUGUUCUGUCCAAAUAUGUGGUACCGUCUUGGGGCCUGUAAUCACCUCAGGCGGAAAUACACCCACAAACCCCCACACUAAGUCUCCCUCAAACUGAUCUCCAGUACAUCCUCCCAGAUCAACCUAUCAGAAGACACCCCUCUUCCACCUUCACCCCCACAUCCAUUCACCAGUCCUCAACAACUACAAUUAAACAUUUAAACGACAUAUUGUUGUGACGUGGUCCUUGCUAGUGAAUCUUCGAUACUGCAGCAUAUCAAAGUUAACUUCCUAAUAGAGAAUGUAAAGUUGACGUCACACCAUGUACAUUUUUUUGGAUGAGGGUGCCAUCUUGUGAGGCAUGCACUGUGUUAUCGCAGACUGCAAAAAUAAUGGACGUAGCUACCAUAACAUCACCCACUGGUUUGUGGACUCCCAUUUUGAAGCCUUCGGCAUUUCAGUCGUUGCCAUCUUGGUUUUCAGGAGCCAGAAAUGACCAUAUUUGGGUGAAAGGGUGGAUCAGCUAAGCUAAGGACACUAUCAUCAGACAGCCUGUCACUCAAAUCAGCCCAGUCAUUAAUUAUGCAUAACUUUAAGCCUCAAUAAAAUGUAAACAGGUGAGAUAAAAAAAUUCACCUGUGCACAGUUGUCAUGAAUGUUUUUUGUACCAGGCUGUAAACAUGUUUAUUUCUGCUGUAAAGGUGGGUAUUUGAACAUGAGGGUCUAUGGGGACUGACUCACUCUUGGAGCCAACCUCAAGUGGCCAUUAGAGGAACUGCAGUUUUUGGCACUCCAGUACUGACUUCAUUUUUCAGCCCCUGAAGCUGCUGCUUGUGUGUUACCUGUGCCUGCUACAGUGGUAAAACAAUCUUAUAUGGACAAACUAAUUACAAUUAACAACUCGGAUCCAAGCUAGGCUGAUACACUUCCUCCACUCACAUACCUGCACACUGCAAACUAUCUUGUUUUUGCACUUAGUCCAUACACUUUGGUGACUGAGAUAGCAGGGCACUGACCUAACAAGAUGGCGCGUCCAUCCCACUUGGUGUGACUUCUCUGCACUGUGAACACAACAACAGAACAUCAGUAAAAUACACAGAGGUGUGACAGACAGAUUGUGUAUCAUUUACAGGCUGUAAACUGGAGAAACAACAUGAUACCAAAUAUACAGUGCGAUUUCAACACAUGAUGGACAGCUGGAAAACAGACUACAGGUCAAUGGAAUAAUAGGUUCAUGCACUUCAUUACACACAACAGCAAGUAAACGCAUCAUCGUUUGAAUCAACUUCAGUACGUGAAAAGCAUCGCUGUUCAAAUGCAACAAAAUACAACUUUUAGAACAAAACUUAAAACUCACCUUUUCAAACAUUAACCACAUUUUAACCUCAGUUCCAGUUGAAGUGGGCUGCAGAGGCUUCGUAAAUGAGUUUUGGUGUUGCACAACCCAAAAACAGAGGUCACUGGUCCAAUAUUAUUCCCACUGUACGGGCUGCCAUUUGGUGACAUCAUUAGACAACACAGUAUCUGUUUUUCUAGUUAUGCUGAUGACACACAACUGUACAUCUCUGCUAAACCAAACGAUGCCACAGCCAUAAACUCCAUCACUACCUGCCUCUUGACAAUAAAUAAAUGGAUGAAGACAAAACUGAAAUCCUGCUUGUUGGCCCAAAAACAAAAAUAGAAAUGCUAAUUAAUCAUCUGGGUAAUUUACCUUCCUGGAUUGAAUCUGAAGUUACAAGUCUUGGCGUGAUCCUUGAUUCAGAUCUAAGCUAAGCCAGUCCCACAUUAACAAGGUGACGAAAACAUAAUUUUUCCACCUCAGAAACAUCGCUAAGAUACGACCAUUUGUAACUGAAAAAGAUCCAGAGAAACUGAUUCAUGCCUUUAUUUCAAUUUGCCUAGACUACUGUAACACACACUUUACUGGCCUCCCAAAAAACAUCACUGAGCGACUUCACCUCAUUCAAAACUCUGCAGCUCAGCUAUUAACCAGAACCAAGAGUAGAGAGCACAUCAAGCUAGCCUGAGCUGCUCUGCACUGACUUCCUGUCACUUCCUGUUGUUAGAAUUGAUUUUAAGGUCCUUCUCCUUGUAUACAAAGCCCUACAUGGGCUGGGACUGAGCUACAUUGCUAACUCCUUGUUAACUAUUUGCCUCCAACAACACUGCAGUCAUCUGCUACUAGUUUAUUGCAGGUUCCCAGAAACAGCCGGAAGAAGAUCAAGGAUGCAGACUUUGUCAGUUAAGCCCCAAAGCUAUGAAACACACCACCUAUAGAUAUCAGGGAAGCUAGGUCACCAAAUAUUUUUAAAAGAAAGCUAAAAAUGUAUCUUUUCACUUUAGUCUUCACUGUUUCUUACUUUUCUAUCUGUCCAACCCUUUGGCUCCCACUCCGACCCCCAGACAGCACCAUUACUCCCACUCAUAGUCUCAAAUAUGUGCAUCAAGGAUUGUAACAUCUAGUCCUAAACUGAACUUCACCUUAGCUCCAUUUAUUUCUUAGCCUUAACUUUUAUUAAUUUUAAUAUCUGACUUGUUUUCAAUGUUCCUGUUUCUUGCAUCAGUCUUUGUUUUGCAGCUCUGAAGUUGUAUUAUUAUUAUUACUGAAUUAAAAUACUCAAUUAAAGUACCUCAAAACUGCACUAUAGUACACUCGUGGGAUUACUGUGCUCAGUUACUGUCCACCCUGAGGAUCCCCAGCUGUAAUAAAGGUUUGAUGUGUAUGUAGAGUCAAAUAACAGAGGGUGUGAUGAGCUGCAUGGACUGUACAUGUGAUUUGUCACAUUGGGUUACACAACUACAAUUGACUUUAUGUGAAAGAUGUUCUCACUGCAGAGAAGUAAAAUCAGGAAAAAAAAAAUGCUGACAUCUACAGACAAAGACUGGUCUGUGAUCUGCACUAGUGUGUAUGAUCCAUAUCAAGGUGUUGUUCAGAGGUGGAUCUGACUGUAUCAGAUGUCCCAGUGACUCCCAACUGUGUGCGGCUGCAGAAAAGGAACAGGUUUCAGAAAAAACAGCUGUUGGCAGGAGCACAACAUACCUGUGUGUAGGUGGCACAGAGAGAGGGCAGGACUGGAGGUGUAAAGACUUUGAGACUGCUCCUCGCACCAGACACACGGGUAAAACAGCUGAGAGAGAAACACAAUCAGACAGGCGGAGGAUGGACAUCACUUCCUGUUUCUGUGCUGUAGCUGCAGCUGUGUACUUCUUCACUGUGCUGUGGAGGUUUAAAGAAGACUGUGGAGCUGGAAACCGGCCAGGUAUUGUCGGGGCCCUCCUCUGGGCCCUCGGUGCCCUUGGUGGGGCCGCUCUGUUUUUCACUGUUACUUCAGGUGUCUGUGGGUCUGUCCUCCUCGGCUGCAGCUUGAUCCUGAUCUGUGGGACUGACAGGAGAGGGGAGCUGCUGCCAGGACAUGGCAGAGCAGUGCUGAUCACAGGCUGUGAUUCAGGUUUUGGUCACGCCCUGGCCAACCGGCUCAGUGAGGGCGGAGUGAUGGUGUUUGCUGGCGUGCUGGAUGUGAACGGAGCUGGAGCUCAGCAGCUGAGAGAAUGCGGGCGUGAAAACCUGCAGGUCCUGCAGCUCGAUGUCACUGACCACUCCCAGAUAGAGACGGCACACAGGUACAUCUGUGCUCAGGUGGCUGACACAGGUCUGUGGGGUUUGGUGAAUAACGCAGGAGUCCUCUACUGUCCUGUGGACGCGGAGCUCACCCCGUUCAAAGCGUACAGACACUGUGUGGACGUGAACUUCCUGUCUGCUGUGAAGAUGUCUCAGGUGUUCCUCCCUCUGCUGAGGAGGUCCAGAGGACGCAUCGUCAACGUGUCCAGUGUGGCAGGUGAGGUGCCAAUGCCGACGUUUGCUGCUUACGGAGCCCCAAAGGCAGCACUGAGCAAUUUCUCCAAUGUGAUGAGAAUGGAGUUGUCUGAGUGGGGAGUCAAAGUGGCUUUAAUUCAACCUACAGGAUUCAGAACAAAAAUUUUUGGGAACAGUGACGACGUCUCUCGCUACACAGACGAGAUCCUCUCAUCUGUUUCUUCCGAAGUCAGAGAGGAUUAUGGGGAGGUGUACAUCUCGUCUCUCCCCAGCAGUCUGUCCAAAAUGUCCAGUCAGUGUCCAGCGGACCUGUCUCCUGUGGUGGAGGACAUGCGUCAUGCUCUGCUGUCAGUCCAUCCCAAAACCAUGUACAGGCCCGGACAGAUGGCAUGGUUUCUCCCGUUCCUCCAGCGCUGCUGCUCCACCACUGUGUCCGACCCCAUCAUCACGAAGAUCACUAAAUUCACUGACUGUAAACCGGCGGCGCUCAACAGCAGCUGAGGCUCAUGGGAAAAACAUCUGAUUAUCUGCAGCUGGUGGCUUCGGCUUCACUAGGAUGCAAAAAUCAACUUCAGAGAUGUGAAACUUUCCUUUAAGGACACAUUACAUUAUUUUUUGGGUGACAGAGGUCAGAGAGGAGACUGCCAAUAAAACUUCCCCCAAAAACAUCUUAAACAUCUAAUGCCUGGUUCACGCUACACAACAUUUUUGUUCAUUGUCACAGUCACUAUGUUAGACUAGGCGAUUGUUUCUGUGCUAAUGGCAGUACUCACCAGGUUGCUUCAGUGCCUCUGCUGUUCCAUACCAUCAUUUUUCCCUUUUUACUCUGUUGCAGUAACGUCCCUACAGGAAAUAUCUAAGAAUCGCUCUGUGUUUCUAUUGGUCAAAGUGACUGGCUGUGAUGCGAGAAGUUGUGAAUGGCAAAAAGAAAAUCAAAUAUGCUAGACUUUCUGUUAGAAUGUCUUAUGCUGUCCCAGAUGCAGCAUUGUUUGCCGUCUACUAUGACACACUACACGAGAUGAAACGAUGGAUUAUCACGUACCACACUCGUCGUUCAUGAUCCAAGCCGACACCAUACGACAGUGUCACGAUAUAAUCGGGCUGAUAUCGUGUAGUGUGAACCAGGCAUAACUCUCAGCCAGAGAUAGAAGUAGUGUCUUUCCCAAAACGCUGAACUCCUCCUUUAAGGGCCAUUUAAAGAAACCACAGAUAUAUACAUGACACAUGAUGCACGAACACACUGAGUGAUGCAUUUAAUGCAGGUCUCAUCACGUAGCACAGACUGUAAAAACACUGUGUUCACAUCUCUGACAGCCUCUCAAAGACACAUCUUUUCUUUAAAAAACAGGAUGUAUAACAUCCAAUCAGCCUUAAAACACUGAACAUUCUGCUCAUGGAUGUUCUCUGUGUCAUUUCUGAUGUAAUAAUAAAAAAAAAAGUUCUGUUUUGA
This is a messenger RNA of Epinephelus fuscoguttatus (brown-marbled grouper), 5358 nucleotides long. It is a transcript of the gene hsd17b2, whose product is annotated as hydroxysteroid (17-beta) dehydrogenase 2. The transcript has 6 exons. Lineage: Eukaryota; Metazoa; Chordata; Actinopteri; Perciformes; Serranidae. The coding region runs from base 3003 to 4409 and encodes 468 amino acids. The record is from RefSeq and is a predicted model, not a curated record.